Prorocentrum cordatum is the source of this 272-nucleotide messenger RNA. The record is from the annotation of a GenBank genome assembly. Lineage: Eukaryota; Dinophyceae; Prorocentrales; Prorocentraceae.
GGGGUCAUCCGCUCGCUUGUCCGCCAUGGUGUCUGGCGGCAGCCACGAAGGAUCCUUAUGCUGACGGCCCCUUCUUCGAGGGCGACAAGGUCCACUACUGGAGCGCCAGCGUCAAGAAGUGGAUCAUCGCCAGGGUGCAGAAGGUGAACGACGACGGCUCUUACGACCUCAACUGCAAGAAGCGGGUGCCGGCGUCGAAGGGGCGGCCGCCGCUGUGCCCCGCGGACCAGCGCGCGGCGGCGCGCGGCGCGCUGAGGAGGUCCUGCCCGUGA